Molecule: messenger RNA, 1834 nt
Organism: Colletotrichum acutatum
Lineage: Eukaryota; Fungi; Ascomycota; Sordariomycetes; Glomerellales; Glomerellaceae
Product: oxidoreductase
Exons: 1
Coding region: 127-1674 (515 amino acids)
Molecular function (GO): FAD binding
Source: RefSeq, a predicted model, not a curated record
CAAGCGGCGCGCUUGACUCGGAGCAACCAAUGGAAGCCAACAGCUGGCUGGUGCGACCACUGCCACACGGGAAUCGGCUCCUAGUCUUGACGUCACUAAUGCCACAGCGCUCUCGUAAAGCCCGAAAUGGAUGUCGGCUUGCGGGCCACACCCAUCGCCGAGUUGUCGCGCCCAUCGAGAUGCCAUCACCAUGUACAUCGCGACGCGUAUCGAGCACAACGUUUUAAUUCAUACUAUCCUACUAAUGCUAUAGAUACCCUUCAUCACCCAGCAGGUCUGGCUAGUAGAGUGACUUCUUCAAGCAACACAAUUUCCAAACGUUCUCAUCAGUACGCCGAUACACUAUCCAACUGCACCACUCCCAAUCCCAUGUCUUCCCUCAGAGUUCUCAUUUCAGGUGGAGGCAUUGGCGGCCCGGCCCUUGCGUUCUGGUUGGCGAAGCUUGGCCACGACGUAACCAUCCUCGAGCGAUCCCCUUCCCUGCGCGUUCAGGGCCAACAAAUCGACCUCCGAGGCCAAGGAGUGACUGUUGUGCGCCGCAUGGGACUCGAAGGUCUUAUACGCGAAAAGGUGGUCAACGAAGCUGGCGUCCGAUUCGUCAAUGGCAAAGGGAAGACACAGGCUACCUUUGAAGCAAACAAGUCUGGUGUUGGCAAGCAGGGUUUUACAUCAGAAUUCGAGAUUAUGCGCGGGGAUCUGGUUCGGUUGCUUUUCGAUAAGACGACUGCACUGGGAGUGAAGUAUUUUUUUGGUGUCAAGAUCGAGUCGUUUGAACAGGAUGCAGGCUCAGUGACGGUCCAUCUGUCAGAUGGAACCACGGACACUUUUGACCUGCUGGUCGGAGCUGAUGGUCAGGGAUCCAAGACGAGACGACUCAUGCUCAGCCCCGGUGAGAAGGACCCGUUCCAUCCUCUCGGCGUGCAUAUGGCCUUUUACACCGUCCCGAAAUGGAAGACGGACGACAACUACGCCACGGUGUGCGUGUGUCCCAAGAAGCGUGUGCUCUUUUCCAGAAACGACAAUCCUGAAACGACUCAGGCAUACCUUGCCGUGUGUCCACCAGACAAGGAGACGGAGAAGCUUCUCAUCGAAACGGAAAGAAGCCGCGAUCUUGGACGGCAGAAGCAGGUGUGGUCAGAGCUGUUCAAGGAUGCUGGCUGGCAAGCCGACCGCUUUUGCGAUGCGCUCAACGAAGACGGUGUUUCCAACGACUUUUACUGUGUCGAGAUUGGACAGAUACGCAUGGGCAAGUGCUACAAGAAUCGUGUGGCCCUUCUGGGAGAUGCGGGAUAUGCACCCAGCGUCUUGACGGGCCGGGGCACAACCUGCGCGUUCAUCGGUGCUUACGUGCUCGCUGGCGAGAUUUCAAAACACUGCUCGGGGUCGUCAGGAAAGGCGACCGACGGUAUUCCUGCCGCCCUCGAGUCGUACAAUGAUGAGAUCUUGGAGCUUAUGAAGGAAGUUCAAGACAUUGGUUUCAAGCCGUCCUGGAUCUACCCUAACUCCUCGUGGGUUAUUUCAAUUUUGUACACAAUCUUGUGGUUGGUGUCAGCUUUGAGGAUCGACAAGAUUCUCCAGCGACUUCAAUCAGAUGAUGUGCCGGGCUGGCAACUUCCUGAUUAUUCCGGGCUUGCAUAUGACGACGAGAAGGAAGCCAAGAAGCUUGCUCAUUGAAGGGAGUUGUGGCCAAGCGAUGAUGAGUUAUGGCGCUGUGUCGCGGUCUGACUUGGGUUGGCGUUUAUCAGGACUCAGCGGGUGGAGAAUUUGUACCAUCAAGUUUGUAAUAUCACAGCUUAACUCCAAUCAUAUUAGCCACUAUAUAUGUUGAUGCUUC